AUGUAUACAUCGCAUCAGGUCAUACUAUACGUCGAUUUAAAGUUGUGUGUUACAGCGUUCCAAAGUGGAGGUAAAAAAAAAAAAAUUCGAAACAUUCUUCAGUACCACUACGACCAAGGUGAAAAGGCGGAGCAGGCGGCCAAAAAAAUUUGUGCUGUUUAUGGACCCAAUACAGUAUCGAAUGCAACAGCAAAGCGGUGGUUCCAACGAUUCCGUUCUGGUAAUAUGGACGUCGAAGAUAAGGCACGCUCUGGUAGGCCAAUCGUCGAAAAUGUCGAUAAAAUCAUGGAAAUCGUCGAGUCGGACCAGCAUGUGAGCACUUAUUCCAUUGCCCAAGAACUGAAGAUUAGCCAGAAAACCGUUUGGAACCAUUUGCAUAAGGCUGGUUUCAAGAAGAAGCUCGAUGUAUGGGUGCCACACGAAUUGACGCAAAAGAACCUUUUGGACCGAAUUGAUGCCUGCGAUUCUUUGCUGAAACGUAACGAAAUCGACCUAUUUUUGAAGCGGAUGGUAACUGUUGAUGAAAAAUGGGUCACAUACGAGAACAACAGCCGAAAAAGAUCGUGGUCCAAUCGCGGUGAACCGGCCCAAACGAUCGCCAAGCCCAGAUUAAUGGCCAAGAAAGUUUUGCUGUAUGUUUGGUGGGAUUGGAAAGGAAUCAUCCACUAUGAGCUGCUCCCAUCAGGCCAAACACUCAAUUCGGACCUCUAUUGUCAACAACUGACCAGAUUGAAGCAGGCGAUCGACCAGAAGCGGCCAGAAUUGGCCAAUAGGAAGAGUGUUGUGUUCCAUCAAGACAACGCCAGACCGUACACAUCAUUAACGACGCGCCAGAAGCUCCGAGAGCUUGGAUGGGAGAUUCUAUUGCACCCACCGUAUAGUCCAGACUUGGCACCAAACGAUUAUCACCUUUUCAGGCAUUUGCAAAAUUUUCUUGAUGGUACAAAACUGGCCUCAAAAGAGGCUUGUGAAAAUGAGCUGGUCAAAUUACGGGAACUAAGCCACGAGUGUAAGGGUGCAGUGUCAGAUGCUUGCAACCAGGUAUCUGCAGUGCAAAAUAUUCGCACACUGAUAAGUCACGAAGCCUUCAAGGCUAAUCCUUGA
This is a messenger RNA of Dinoponera quadriceps, 1104 nucleotides long. RefSeq names its product histone-lysine N-methyltransferase SETMAR-like. Gene Ontology annotation, molecular function: nucleic acid binding. The transcript has 3 exons. NCBI's taxonomy places the organism in Eukaryota, Metazoa, Arthropoda, Insecta, Hymenoptera, Formicidae. The record is from RefSeq and is a predicted model, not a curated record. Bases 1 to 1104 code for a protein of 367 amino acids.